Contarinia nasturtii (swede midge) is the source of this 2311-nucleotide messenger RNA. RefSeq names its product putative odorant receptor 83c. The coding region runs from base 1017 to 2177 and encodes 386 amino acids. NCBI's taxonomy places the organism in Eukaryota, Metazoa, Arthropoda, Insecta, Diptera, Cecidomyiidae. The transcript is spliced from 10 exons. The record is from RefSeq and is a predicted model, not a curated record. Gene Ontology annotation, biological process: sensory perception of smell; detection of chemical stimulus involved in sensory perception of smell. Gene Ontology annotation, cellular component: plasma membrane. Gene Ontology annotation, molecular function: olfactory receptor activity; odorant binding.
AUCUGUCGAACACUAAUCAUCAAUUUGGAAAUUCGCUUCCAAACAAAAUGGGCAAUAAUAAUCUAUUUAUUACUUUGUUGGUGUUAUUUUUAAAUGAUUGGACACUCUAGUAAUCAAUUGUACUGCAUGAAUGAUAUUUCCAGUGACGCAAGUGGACUUUUUAAAUGCGAGGUGAAUGCCAGUAAGCCUAGAAAACCGACAGAAGAUAACUAUGACGAUAAAGAAAACAUCGAACUAAACGCUGAAGAAUACUUGAAUGUUCAAUCUGGGUCAUUUGAUGCACCAUACCAACGAAUUAUUUGGCCAGAAAAUCUACCAAAACUGAAGACCGAAGGUUACUGGGCCUGGUUUUCAAGGAAAAUUACUAAUGGGCUACGAUAUUAUGCAUCAACUUUUGCUCCUUAUAUAUAACACAUAUUUUGCUGAGGAAAUGCCACCAUUAAAACAAUAAAAAUUCUUUGGCACAAAAUAUUUUUCGGGACAUAUUAACAUUAGUUGACGAAUGCAUGAGUUCAAAGGCGCAGCGUGGAUCUUUCCCACUUUUAUGUUUAAUCAAUAAUUUUUAUAAGUAGAACAUAUCUUACUAUGGAGAUGGUAAAAUUAUUUGAACAAUGACCUUUAAAUUGGAUACUUCAAUAACAUUGAUUUUGUAAUAAUAGAAAGAAAACAACAUUAAGGAAGACUUUGUUGUUUUUUAUAUUAUUUUGGAUAAAAUUAAUGGAAUUGGACUUACUAUUUGCUUGAUUUGAGAUGUAAAGAAAAAGUGCAUUUUGAACUUUGAUUUUAUAGACUUUUCUUGAAUUAAAAAACAAAAGUGAAAAAAAAAUCGUCAAAAUAGCAUUAAAAUUAUAUGCAUGUUUGAGAUCGAGAUAUUCCUCAAUUAUCUUUUAAUUGAUCAAUUAACAUUAAAAAACGUUCAAUUCGGUCAUAUAUCAUUGCCAUUUCUAAUUGGAUAAUUGAGUAAAGUGCAAAGUAUUUAAAUCCGCUCGAAUCGAAGAAUUUUUAAUCAGUUCAAAAUGGGACAAGCUGUAAGCAUAACUCCUUAUCAGAAGUUCAAAGUAAUAUUCGAAAAAUGGAUUCGAUUCACAUCGAUAUCAAUUGGUUUAAAUAUUUUGGAUAAAGACUUCACUUUUAAAAUUCAAAACCUGUUUAUUAUUGCGAUGGUGUCGUCAGUCGAUCUGUUGGCCAUUUAUACAAUGUUUGCAUUCGACACGGAAAUGUUUUGGAAAGCAGCAACAUGUUUAAGUCUUGGAUCGCAGGCUGCAGUUAAAGUGUAUACUGUUUUAUACAACCGCCCGCAAAUUUUAUUUUUGGCAUCGUUUUUAGAGAGCAUCUAUAGCAAAAAUGACACUAAAGUACCCCCUAAAACCAGAAAUAUCAUGGAAGAAUGUUCUACAUACAACUUAUUCACAACAGCCACUCUAUAUGUGAUGUAUCUAUUUUGCGUGUUUAUAUUUUACUUGUAUCCGGUAAUUGCUUAUGCAGUAUUUGAAAUGAAAGAGCCUUGGUUACCAUUAUUUGUGCCCGGUCUGGACAUAAAUACGAAAGAAGGAUUUGUCGCAACAUCAAUAUACCAUUGUGUUGUUCUUUAUUUGGCUGGUGUUGGUUUCGGAUUCUGUGAUUCCCUGUUUUUUAAUUUGGUUUUCAAUAUUUAUACGAUGUCCGAAUUGCAAGGCAACCAACUUGCAAUGCUCGAUGAAGAAAUGAGUGCAGUUAAACCAUCCGAGUCUAUGAUUCGCGUUCGAUUGACAAAUUUUUUCUUGAUGCAUCAAGAAAUGGAAAAAUAUAUUGAGUUGAUUAAUGAGUCUUAUUUCCUCAUGAUCUUCGUUCAAAUAAUGACCACAUCACUUUGUACGACGCUCAUUGCUUAUAUUAUUAUGACGAUGUCCUGGUAUCCUGCUUACUUUUUGGCCGUUUGUCUCAUAUUUCAAAUGUUUUUGUUUUGUGCUCUGGGCACAGUUGUUGAAAUAGCUAACGAUCGCCUUGAAUAUGCAGUACUUCAGACAAAGUACUAUUUGUUACGUGUUGAAUCGCAACACGAUUUCAAAUUCAUAAUCAAUGUUGCUCAGAAAGCCAGAUUCUUGAAAGUGGGCAGCACAAAGCUUGAUGUGACACUAUUUGUUUUGGUAAUGCGUAAAAUCUAUGCGUUUAUUAUGUUUUUGAACACGAGGGAAUAAAAUAAGUUACAUUAUCAGAUCAUCACUUAUUUCAGUUUAUCUCAAAACCAAUAAUUCUUAGAAGUGACUUUUUGGAAAUAAAGUUACGAUACGAUAACUCGGUCUUUGGCCAAAAAUGGCACAGAUCUUCACGA